AUGCCCCCACAGAGUCUAGAGGAUGGUGGCCAAUCUACCAUAGACGAGCUAAAAGAGGUAAACCUUGGUACAAUAGAAGAACCACGCCCAACUUUCAUUAGUGCAUCUCUCUCUAGUGAAGAGGAGGGUAAGUACAUGAGUUUGCUUACAGAGUAUAAGGACAUUUUUGCUUGGUCGUACAAAGAGAUGUCAGGACUUGAUCCAAAGGUAGCAGUCCAUCAUCUUGCAAUUAAACCAGGGUAUCGACCGAUUAAGCAAGCACAACGACGUUUUCGACCAGAGCUUAUUCCCCAGAUCGAGGUUGAAGUCAACAAGUUGAUUGAAGCAGGAUUCAUUCGCGAAGUCAAAUACCCCACAUGGAUAGCAAAUAUUGUCCCUGUCAGAAAAAAGAACGGGCAACUUCGUGUUUGUGUAGACUUUUAUGACCUGAAUAAUGCGUUCCCUAAAUAUGAUUUUCCUUUGCCCAUCACAGAAAUCAUGGUUGAUGCAACUACUGGACACGAGGCACUAUCCUUUAUGGAUGGGUCGUCUGGAUAUAAUCAAAUACGAAUGACACUUUCAGAUGAAGAAAUGACAGCCUUCAGGACCCCAAAGGGAAUAUAUUGUUACAAGGUGAUGCCCUUUGGAUUAAAAAAUACCGGUGCCACUUAUGAACGUGCUAUGCAAAAAGUGUUUAACGAUAUGCUACAUAAGUAUGUCGAGUGCUACGUUGAUGACCUUGUGGUCAAAUCCAAGAGACGACAAGACCAUUUGAAGGAUCUAAAAGUUGUGUUCGACCGCUUGCGAAAAUAUCAGUUGAGGAUGAACCCUCUCAAAUGCGCGUUCGGUGUAACUUCAGGAAAGUUUCUUGGCUUUAUUGUAAGGCAUCGAGGGAUUGAGAUAGACCAGUCCAAGAUUGAUGUCAUUCAGAAGAUGCCAAGGCCAAAGAGUUUUCAUGACCUAAGAAGUCUCCAGGGACGAUUGACUUACAUUCGAAGGUUCAUCUCCAACCUGGCUGGUCGGUGCCAACCUUUUCAAAAGUUAAUGAGAAAAGGAGAAAAUUUUGUGUGGGAUGAGGCUUGUCAGAAUGCUUUUUAUAGCAUAAAGAAAUACUUGCUCAAUCCCCCAGUAUUAGGAGCUCAUGUACCUGGCGAGCCAUUAAUAUUGUACAUUGUUGCACAAGAAAGGUCUCUAGGUGCAUUGUUGGCGCAAGAGAAGGAGAAAGGAAAGGAAUGUGCUCUCUACUAUCUAAGCAGAACUUUAGUUGGGGCUGAAGUUAACUAUUCUCCCAUUAAGAAAAUGUGCCUUGCACUUUUCUUUGCCAUCGAUAAGUUGAGGCAUUAUAUGCAGGCCUUCACGGUUCAUCUAAUAGCAAAGGCAGACUCUAUAAAGUAUGUUCUGUCUAGGCCGAUUAUCUCUGGACGCUUAGCCAAAUGGGCGGUUAUACUCCAGCAAUAUGACAUUGUCUAUAUUUCCCAAAAGGCGAUAAAAGGACAAGCGUUGGCAGAUUUUCUGACGAACCACCCAAUUCCUUCAGACUGGAAGUUAUGUGAGGAUUUGCCAGAUGAUGAAGUUUUCUUCACGAAAAUGGUGGAACCUUGGACUAUGUAUUUUGAUGGCGCAGCGCGAAGGAGUGGUGCGGGGGCAGGCAUCGUCCUCAUUUUUCCUGAAAAACAUAUGUUGCCUUAUAGCUUUGCGCUUGCUGAAUUGUGCUCAAACAAUGUGGCUGAAUAUCAAGCCUUGAUAAUUGGCUUUCAAAUGGCAUUAGAAAUCAGAGUAUCAUUCAUAGAAAUUUACGGCGAUUCAAAGUUGAUAAUCAAUCAACUCUUGCUUCAGUAUGACGUGAAACAUGAAGACUUGAAGCCAUACUUCACUUAUGCUAGACAAAUGAUGGAAAGGUUUGACAGUGUGAUGCUGAAGCAUGUCCCUAGAAUAGAAAACAAAAGAGCAGACGCAUUGGCAAAUUUAGCCACUGCCUUGAUGAUGCCGAAUAACGUAGCUCUAAAUAUACCACUUUGUCAACGAUGGAUUAUGCCUCCACUUUUGCCUGAAUGUCAGGAAGCGAACGUAACGACAUCUCAUUUGAUUAAUGAAGAAGAUUGGCAUCAACCCAUCAUAGAGUAUCUUGAGCACGGAAAACUUCCGAAGGAUUCUCGUCAUAAAACUGAGGUACGAAAAAGGGCUGCACACUUUAUUUAUUACAAAGGAACUUUAUAUCGCCGUUCUCUUGAAGGACUCUUUCUUAGAUGUCUUGGAAAGGAAGAGUCGAUAAAAGCUCUAGAGGAAGCACAUGCAGGUGUCUGUGGAGCAAAUCAAUCGGGACCAAAGCUUCAAUUUCAGUUGAGAAGAAUGGGCUAUUAUUGGUCUAAGAUGGUUCAAGAUUCAAUGGACUAUGCAAAGAAGUGUGAAGCUUGUCAAUACCAUGCAAACUUCAUACAUCAACCUCCAGAGCCUCUACAUCCAACUGUGGCUUCUUGGCCGUUUGAGGCUUGGGGACUCGAUCUGGUUGGUCCUAUUACACCAAAAUCAUUAGCAGGACAUUCUUAUAUCCUUGCAGCAAUAGAUUAUUUCUCAAAAUUGGCUGAGGUCAUUCCUUUGAGAGAGGCCAAGAAGGAGAACGUGGCAAACUUUAUUCGUACCCAUAUCAUCUAUCUAUACGGUAUUCCUCACCGGAUUGUGACAGAUAAUGGAAGACAAUUCUCCAAUAGCAUGAUAGAUAAAUUAUGUGAAAAAUUCAAGUUCAAACAAAGCAAGUCAUCUAUGUACAAUGCAGCUGCGAAUGGCCUAGCAGAAGCAUUCAAUAAGACGUUAUGCAAUCUUCUAAAGAAAAUUGUCUCCAAGUCGAAGAGGGAUUGGCAAGAAAGAAUCGGUGAAGCAUUGUGGGCUUAUCGAACCACUCAUCGCACUCCUUCCCCUUGA
Cucumis melo (muskmelon) is the source of this 2898-nucleotide messenger RNA. RefSeq lists its product as uncharacterized. Gene Ontology annotation, molecular function: RNA-DNA hybrid ribonuclease activity; nucleic acid binding. Lineage: Eukaryota; Viridiplantae; Streptophyta; Magnoliopsida; Cucurbitales; Cucurbitaceae. The record is from RefSeq and is a predicted model, not a curated record. The transcript has a single exon. Bases 1 to 2898 code for a protein of 965 amino acids. Gene Ontology annotation, biological process: DNA integration.